CCCUCCAAGAAGAGCCUCAGCUUCAUCUGCAGCUACAGCUCCUCUUCGACACACGUCUUUUUUCAGGACACACAUCAAUUCCAUAUACACAUACACCUGCCCACUUCUAGCUAGCUUGCUUUCAGAAUCCAGAUACACAUACACCAGCCGGCGUCCAGCUAGCUCACUUGCGAGCUGUAGUACGUCGCUGCAUAUUCCAAUGGAGUGCGAGAAUGGGCAAGUCGCCGCCAACGGCGAUGGCUUGUGCGUGGCGCAGCCGGCGCGGGCCGACCCACUGAACUGGGGGAAGGCAGCGGAGGAGCUCUCAGGGAGCCAUUUGGAUGCGGUGAAGCGGAUGGUAGAAGAGUACCGUAAGCCGGUGGUGACCAUGGAGGGUGCCAGCCUGACCAUCGCGAUGGUCGCCGCGGUGGCUGCCGGCAGCGACACCAGGGUCGAGCUCGACGAGUCCGCCCGCGGCCGCGUCAAGGAGAGCAGCGACUGGGUCAUGAACAGCAUGAUGAACGGCACCGACAGUUACGGUGUCACCACCGGCUUCGGCGCCACCUCUCACCGGAGGACCAAGGAGGGCGGCGCUCUGCAGAGAGAGCUCAUCCGAUUCCUUAACGCUGGAGCCUUCGACACCGGCACCGACGGCCACGUUCUGCCUGCCGCGGCGACGAGGGCGGCGAUGCUCGUCCGAGUCAAUACCUUGCUCCAGGGAUAUUCAGGCAUCCGCUUCGAGAUCCUGGAGACGAUCGCCACACUUCUCAACGCCAACGUGACACCAUGCCUACCGCUUCGGGGCACUAUCACCGCGUCGGGUGACCUCGUCCCACUUUCCUACAUCGCCGGCCUGGUCACCGGCCGCCCAAACUCCAUGGCGACAGCUCCGGAUGGUUCGAAGGUUAAUGCUGCAGAGGCAUUUAAGAUCGCCGGCAUCCAGCACGGCUUCUUCGAGCUACAGCCCAAGGAAGGCCUUGCCAUGGUGAAUGGCACGGCGGUGGGCUCAGGCCUUGCAUCCAUGGUGCUUUUCGAGGCAAACGUCCUUAGCCUCCUUGCUGAGGUCUUGUCGGCCGUCUUCUGCGAGGUCAUGAACGGCAAGCCGGAGUUCACCGACCACUUGACCCACAAGUUGAAGCACCACCCCGGGCAAAUUGAGGCUGCGGCCAUCAUGGAGCACAUCCUUGAAGGCAGCUCCUACAUGAUGCUCGCAAAGAAACUCGGUGAGCUUGACCCACUGAUGAAGCCAAAGCAAGAUAGGUAUGCACUCCGCACGUCGCCGCAGUGGCUUGGCCCUCAGAUUGAGGUCAUCCGUGCUGCCACCAAGUCAAUCGAGCGGGAGAUCAAUUCCGUCAACGACAACCCACUCAUCGAUGUCUCGCGCGGCAAAGCUAUCCAUGGUGGCAACUUCCAGGGCACGCCCAUCGGUGUGUCCAUGGACAACACCAGGCUUGCCAUUGCUGCGAUCGGCAAGCUCAUGUUUGCCCAGUUCUCGGAGCUGGUGAACGACUUCUACAACAACGGUCUGCCUUCCAACCUCUCCGGUGGGCGCAACCCAAGCUUGGACUAUGGCUUCAAGGGUGCCGAGAUUGCCAUGGCCUCGUACUGCUCCGAGCUCCAAUUCUUGGGCAACCCUGUGACCAACCAUGUCCAGAGCGCGGAGCAACACAACCAAGAUGUCAACUCUCUUGGUCUCAUCUCCUCAAGGAAGACCGCAGAGGCCAUUGACAUAUUGAAGCUCAUGUCCUCGACAUUCUUGGUCGCGUUGUGCCAGGCUAUCGACCUCCGCCACCUCGAGGAGAAUGUCAAGAAUGCUGUCAAGAGCUGCGUGAAGACGGUGGCUAGGAAGACACUGAGCACUGAUAACAAUGGCCAUCUCCACAAGGCACGCUUCUGCGAGAAGGAUCUUCUGCUCACAAUCGACCGUGAGGCCGUGUUCGUGUACGCAGAUGACCCCUGCAGCGCCAACUAUCCCCUCAUGCAGAAGAUGCGUGCAGUUCUUGUGGAGCACGCCUUGGCCAAUGGUGAGGCCGAGCGCGACGUGGAGACGUCGGUGUUUGCCAAGCUUGCCAUGUUCGAGCAGGAGCUCCGUGCAGUGUUGCCAAAUGAGGUCGAGGCCGCCCGCAGUGCCGUGGAGAAUGGCACUGCAACACAGCAAAACCGUAUCGCCGAUUGUCGGUCAUACCCGCUCUACCGGUUCGUGCGCAAGGAGCUUGGAACAGAGUACUUGACCGGGGAGAAGACGCGGUCUCCUGGCGAAGAGGUGGACAAGGUGUUCGUUGCCAUGAACCAGGGCAAGCACAUCGACGCGCUGCUGGAGUGUCUCAAGGAGUGGAACGGCGAGCCCCUACCUAUCUGUUGAACAGAGGAUCCAGGAAUGGAAGAGCAGCUGCUUCAGAUUUCAGAAGGCUCCAGUGAUUAUACUGUUUUUUCAUUGUAAUUUCUAAAAGUUGAUGUUUGCAACGUUCUUCCAGAGCUUCCAAUGCCAAAGAUUGCAAUUGCAUGACUUGGUAGUGUUGGGUAGCCGGUAGAACUUUGUUGAUGUAAGUUAUAAAAGGGUACAGUGUGUGAUAAGUUUCCAUGAUAAAUAUACUGGUUCAAGAAAGUAAAA
This is a messenger RNA of Aegilops tauschii subsp. strangulata, 2590 nucleotides long. Its product is annotated as phenylalanine ammonia-lyase. Gene Ontology annotation, molecular function: ammonia-lyase activity. Gene Ontology annotation, biological process: L-phenylalanine catabolic process. Gene Ontology annotation, cellular component: cytoplasm. NCBI's taxonomy places the organism in Eukaryota, Viridiplantae, Streptophyta, Magnoliopsida, Poales, Poaceae. The record is from RefSeq and is a predicted model, not a curated record.